This is a messenger RNA of Ctenocephalides felis (cat flea), 621 nucleotides long. Its product is annotated as dipeptidase 1-like. Bases 111 to 479 code for a protein of 122 amino acids. Gene Ontology annotation, biological process: proteolysis. NCBI's taxonomy places the organism in Eukaryota, Metazoa, Arthropoda, Insecta, Siphonaptera, Pulicidae. The record is from RefSeq and is a predicted model, not a curated record. Gene Ontology annotation, molecular function: metallodipeptidase activity. The transcript has 5 exons.
UCUAAGGCCCCCGUAAUUUUCUCACAUUCUUCCGCUCACGCACUUUGCAAUUCCUCAAGGAACGUACAGGAUUCAAUGCUGAAAAAAUUGCGGCCAAUAAUGGAAUUGUCAUGGUCAACUUCUAUUCAAAAUUUUUGACUUGCAAGGAUGAAUCCACCGUCGACGAUGCCGUCGCUCACAUCAACCAUAUACGACAAGUGGCUGGAGUGGACCACGUCGGGCUGGGAGCAGGUUAUGACGGCAUUAACUUCACUCCUGUUGGACUCCAGGAUGUAUCAUCUUAUCCAUUAUUAUUUGCCGAAUUAUUGGGAGCAGGCUGGACGGAUCACGAACUUACAAAACUUGCUGGAGAAAAUUUUCUACGUGUUAUGAGUCAAGUCGAAAAAGUGCGCGACGAACAACGAAAAUCUGGCGUCAGUCCUUACGAAGAACUGAUUCAGCAAAGAGCAGAAGAGCAAUAUAACUGCUCCAGAUCGUAAGAUUAGGUAACGAUAGAUAAAUUAAUUAUGUUAGAAAAUUUUAUAAUGAAAAUUUUAUAUAUCUAAUGCAUAUAUUAUCUAAUGACCAAGUUUUAUAUGAUAUUUGAUACACAUUAUAUUAUAUAUAGCUUGUAAUUUACCU